Nerophis ophidion (straightnose pipefish) is the source of this 6128-nucleotide messenger RNA. It is a transcript of the gene grid2ipb, whose product is annotated as glutamate receptor, ionotropic, delta 2 (Grid2) interacting protein, b. Gene Ontology annotation, molecular function: protein binding. The coding region runs from base 3 to 4325 and encodes 1440 amino acids. Lineage: Eukaryota; Metazoa; Chordata; Actinopteri; Syngnathiformes; Syngnathidae. The record is from RefSeq and is a predicted model, not a curated record. The transcript is spliced from 25 exons.
GCAUGCCGACGUCCAACCAUGGCUGGCCUGAUGAGUUUGGCUUCCGGCUGGGCGGGAAUGGACCGAGCUACAUCCUGUCUGUGGAGGAGGGAAGCAGUGCUCACCUGGCUGGGUUGCAGGCUGGAGACCAGGUGCUGGAAAUUGAGGGCCACGAUGUGUCAACGUUGCCGCCGCUAGCCGUCAUUGCCAUCGCCCAGACUCAGAAGAACAUCCCCCCUAGCAUCGGGGUUGUGUCCCGCAUACAGCAGAUGGACAUCAUACCUGGUCCGGAUGGUCGAUUGGGGUUCACUAUUGUGGGAGACUGCCCACUGCUUGUGGAGGACUGCUCGCCGUGCUCCCCGGCAGGCCGUGCGGGUUUGAGGGCGGGCGACUGCAUCAUGGAGGUCAACGGUAUCCCUGUCAGGCAGCACGAGACAGCUGCAGCUCUUGUCAAGUCAUCCCAAGGAAGGACACUUCGUCUGGGCGUGCUGGGACUCGGCGCAAGGCAGCAACGUAGCAUCAGCCUGGAUGACAGUCAGAUCGGAGGGGAAGGCGCAAGGCUGGACCGCAAAUACAAGGCUCUGGAGUUCAACAGGAAGGUGGAGCAGAUUUUAAGGGACGAGCCCGAAGUGAAGGAGCAACUCUUUGGCGUGUUGAAGCAGUACGCAGCUGAGAAGAAAGUGGAAUGGUUGGCUUCCGUCUUGCCCGAAAUCCUCACCACUGAUGACCAUCGACAGCUCAUCUCCAGCAUCAGGAUCUUCAUUCCCAAGAAGCACCGGCAGCGCUUCGACGAGUCCGUCUCCCAGAACGUGAUCAACAGGCUUUGUCGCAGCAAGAGCAUCAGCGAGCCGCAAGGCAGGAUACGGCGUAGCCGGAGUGAGGACCACUCGGACCGCCACCACAGGGGCAAACGUGCCAGCUCGGUGCCCCGUGAUGGAGGGGACGCACCUGGAGGGAGGGGCGAGCCGGAGAGAGAGAGAGGUCACAGGAAGUCAAUCUCGGGGGUAGCCACGCAUCCCCCCAUUGGACCCAAUCAAAGACUCUUACGCGUCUACAGAGGGAAGAAAACCUUCGGUUUCACACUGAGAGGUCAUGCUCCAGUCUGCAUCGACUCCGUCAUUCCAGAUAGUCCUGCUGAAGAAUGUGGACUAAAACCAGGCGACCGCAUCCUCUUCCUAAAUGGACUGGAUAUGAGGAACUGUUCCCAUGAGAAGGUGGUGUCCAUGCUGCAGGGCAGUGGUGGGAUGCCGACUUUGGUUGUGGAGGACGGCCCGUCUGAUUACUCGACAGAGCCCACAGAACCGGAAGAAACUCCCAGCCUGUCUUCUAACACACUACCACGCUCGAGAUCUCCGGUCCUAAGCUCCCUUCAGUGGGUGGCGGAGAUCCUCCCACAGAGUAUCAAAGUCCACGGGCGAACAUUCAGCCAGCAGCUGGAGCACCUUUUGACCAUCCAGGAGAGAUACACGGUCUGCAAGUCUCUGGAGACCUUCUUCCAGCACAGGAAUUUGGACACUCUAAUAGUGGAUGUGUUCCCAGUGUUGGACACGCCAGCCAAGCAGCUGAUCUGGCAGUUUAUUUACCAGCUGCUAACCUACGAUGAGCAGGAACGCUGCCAGAACAAGCUGUCCCGUUUCCUGGGUUUCAAAAGCAGCGCAGUGUUAGAGCCGGACGGACCAGAGCAGCACCGGCGGAGCAGCUCCAUGCGAGUAUCCGGCAGCUCAUAUCGCGGCGGUUGCAUGCGAGAGAGGAGUUCUGAUGACUGUAUCAUCGGCACUCACCUGGGAAUGGGAAUUCAUGUGGAUGAAUGUGCAAGCCAGGAGGAGAGGCAGUCAGGAGACGGAACCUCUUUCCCCGAAUCCCCUGAUCUAAGUCAUAUGUCAGGUGUGUACACUGAGUUGGAGAACGUGUACGCAGGAAAAAGUGUGUCUCCGCUGCAGGGGUGCUCCCCGGCUGAGCCCGAGGGACCCGGACAGACUGAGGCCUAUGGCCGCUCUCUCUCCCCCCUCACACUCCCCCCGCUAACAGGUAACCGUAAAUCGGGCCUGUCCCUCACCUGGAAGGAACCCCUGCCCACCCAGGUUUAUGGGAUCCACCAUCAAAGCAGUGUGGACUCCAACCCUUAUGUCAGCCUGGAGAGCCCUCCCGCCUCCCCCCAGCGCAGCCCCAACACGUUGAGCCGCCGCACGAAGCUGUUCACCUUCUCCCGCCCACCUCGCAGCAGGGACACGGACAAGUUUUUGGACGCCCUCAGCGAGCAGCUGGGUCACCGGGUCACUCUCGUGGAUGACUUUGUGGCGGGCGAGAACGACUAUGAGGAGAUAUAUCAAGGUGAUUGUCAAGGUUUCAGAAGGAGUGUGCCUAUGAGCUAUCCAGAGGAUCAGGACAUGGGCUUCAUGCCUCGACAGUUCAGUCGUGGCAGCAGUGAAGAACACAGUAGCAGCGAUGAGGUUUCUUCUCCCGGCUAUUCUUCAGGUUCAGAGCAUAUCCCACCUCCUCCCACCCAGAGCCCCCCGCCUCCGCCACCGUUCCAGGCCUUGAUACCACCUCCAGUUCAGUUCACGGACCACAGGCCACCAGUCCGCUUCUCACCAGAACAUGUCCCCCGCAGCCGGAUGCCUUUUCAUCCUCAUCACCCCAUCAUCCCCCCUCCUCCACCGCCUCUGAGGACCCUCCUGUCCAACCGCUCCCCUCUCCACAAGGGGCUGCCCGCCAGAGAAGAGGCAGGCGACCUGCAGCGCUUCCAGGCCCCAUCCGGUCGUCAGUCACGCGGCCACACCACCCUCACAACCACCACAAUCUUGCGCUCGUCCCGCCCUAGCUACCUCCCACGCCAGCUGAGCCAGCCCCAGCCCAUCCGCCAGCCAUCCCCUCAGCCCUCCCCUCAGACACUGCGCCCGAGCCAACUCGUCCUGCACAGGCAUCACACGCUCCACCACCAGCACAGCUACCAAGGCCCGUUGCCGCCAUCCCUCGAAGAUCACAACGCAAUUCGGAGUGAGAAACAAAGCAGAGCUACGUCCACAAUUCAUUCAAAGUCUGCGCUGCCCUGCCGUGUUAAAUCCCCCCGUCAGGACGAAGAUUCCCACCAGGCACCCCCGCCUCCUCCUCCACCUUUGCCCCCACCCUGUGACCCGCCUCCGUUGCCCAAGCCGGGCCACGCGGCCGACACCAACCACAUGAGCGUGAAGAGGCUGCGCUGGGAGCAGGUGGAGAACUCCGAGGGCACCAUUUGGGGUCAGCUUGGGGAAGAUUCCAAUUACGACAAGCUAACUGACAUGGUGAAAUAUUUAGACCUUGAUCUACACUUCGGUACUCAACGCCGAUCUAUGUCUCCUCCAGAGCCCAUCUUCCUGUCCGAGAACUUAAAAAAAAAAGACGUUGUGGAGAUCCUGUCACACAAGAAAGCCUACAAUGCAUCCAUCCUCGUGGCCCAUUUGAAGCUUUCCCCUGCCGAGCUUCGCCAGGUCCUAAUGGACAUGACCACGGACAGACUGGAGCCCGCCCACAUCAAGCAGUUGCUGCUCUACGCCCCCGACGAGGAUGAGGUCAAACAGUACGAGCAGUUUGAGCAAGAUCCGGCCAAACUGAGUGAGCCCGACCAGUUCAGUUUCCAGAUGCUUAUGGUGCCCGAGUAUAAGACCCGUCUGCGGAGCCUCCACUUUAAGACCACCUUGCAAGAAAAGACGGAGGAGAUGAAAGUGGCCUUUGAUUGCAUCUACAAGGCCUCAGUGGAGCUGAAGACCAGCAGAAAACUGGCUAAAAUUCUUGAGUUUGUACUUGCGAUGGGAAAUUACCUGAACAACGGCCAACCCAAGAGCCACAGGACCACCAGUUUUAAGAUUAACUUUCUCACCGAGCUCAGCACAACCAAAACGGUGGACGGUAAAUCCACUUUUCUCCACAUUUUGGCAAAGUCUCUGUGCCAACAUUUCCCAGAGCUGCUCAACUUUUCCAGAGACCUCACCGCAGUUCCUCUGGCGGCCAAAGUGAACCACAGGGUGGUAACCACAGAGCUAAGCGACCUUCACACCACCAUCCAAGACAUCAGAGCAGCAUGCCUGAAGAUCCCCCUCACCUCUGAGGACCGCUUUUCUUCCGUCAUGAGCAGCUUUCUGGAGAACAGCCACCCUGCCAUCCAGUCUCUGGAGUCCCUGCAGUGCCGAGCAAUGGAGGAGUUCUCCAAAGUGGUCUCCUUCUUUGGAGAAGACAGCAAGUCCACCAGCACAGAGGCCUUUUUUGGUAUUUUUGCAGAGUUUAUUCACAAAUUUGAGAGAGCUCUCAGUGAGACCCAGACUCCAGAAAACCCUAGAAGUCCCAGAUUGUCCUCCCCACUGGCCUGGUAGAACCAGCAGAGUCUGAUCUCCAAAACCAAAGUGCCAAAAUGACACAUGGAUGGUGGCAGGCAGACACUACAAACAAGAUUGAGCACUUUAUCUACAACAACAAUUGAGAUAUACCAAUUGUGUAGAAGUACUGUUAUUUCAGGUGCUUGAUUUUAAGCACUGGGAAACAUUAUUCAUCAGAUAAUGUGUUCAUAAAUGACUUUGAGCCUAGAUAUAAGUACGAUAUAUUUAUUAAACGUGUACAUAUAAUAUCCUAUUAUGAUGGACGAUGAUUCAACAUUUUGGAAAAAAAUAAAAAUCUUAAAAAAGGAAUGCUAAAGCUAGGAAUUAGGAAAUCAUUAGCACCACAUAGCUUAGCUUAACUUAAUGAGAUGUCUGCCGACUACCAUUUUAAUCAAAAAUAUACAAGCAUCUCUUAAGCAAAGGUUUUAUCUAUAGUUUUUACCUAAUUUAUCAGAACGUGACCGACGCAUUUGAGUUAUUUUUCAUAGUAAUUAAAGGCCUACUGAAAUGAGAUUUUCUUAUUCAAACGGGAAUAGCAGGUCCAUUAUAUGUGUCAUACUUGAUCAUUUCGCGAUAUUGCCACAUUUUUGCUGAAAGGAUUUAGUAGAGAACAUCGACGAUAAAGUUCGCAACUUUUGGUGCUGAUAAAAAAGCCUUGCCUUUACCGGAAGUCGCAGAUGAUGACAUCACCCGUGUGAGGGCUCCUCACAUCCUCACAUUGUUUAUAUUGGAAGCCUCCAACAAAAAGAGCUAUUCGGACCAAGAAGACAACAAUUUCUCUAUUAAUUUGAGCGAGGAUGAAAUAUUUGUGGCUGAGGAUAUUGAUAGCGAAGAACUAGAAAAAAUAAAAUAAAAUAAAUAAAGUAAAAAAAAAAAAAGGCAAUUGCAUUGUGAGCGAUUCAGAUGUUUUUAGACACAUUUACUAGGAUCAUUCUGGGAAAUCCCUUAUCUUUCUACUGUGUUGCUAGUGUUUUAGUGAGAUUAUAUAGUACCUGAUAGUCGGAGGAGUGUGUCCACGGGUGUCUUGAUGCCAAUCUCUGAGGGAAUUAGUCACGGCAGCAGCAGCACGACAGAAGUUCCGCUGAGCUCCGGUAAGAGGCAACUUUUUACCACAAUUUUCUCACCAAAACCUGCUGGUUGACAAGGGGCCGGGAACCAUGUUCGCUUGACCGCUCUGAUCCAUAGUAAAGCUUCACCUCCGGGAAUUUUAAACAAGGAAACACCGUGUGUUUGUGUGGCUAAAGGCUAAAGCUUCCCACCUCCAUCUUUCUACUUUGACUUCUCCAUUAUUAAUUGAACAAAUUGCAAAAGAUUCAGCAACACAGAUGUACAGAAUACUGUGUAAUUGCGCGAUGAGAAGAGACGACUUUUAGCCGCUAGUGGUGCUGCGCUAAUAUGUUCCCUCCAACUCUAGACGCCAAGCGCACGCGUCAUCAUACGCGUCGUCAUUCCGCAACGUUUUCAACAAGAAACUCCGCGGUGGGUAGUAGUGGGUUUCAGUAGGCCUUACUUCUACCGACCACGCAGUCUGAUAGUUUACAUAUCAAUGAUGAAAUAUUAACAUUGCAACACAUGCCAAUACGGCCUUUUUAGUUUACUAAAUUACAAUUUUUAAUUUCCUGGGAGUUUCGUCUUGAAAACGUUGUGUAAUGAUGACAUAUACGCAAGACGUCACGGGUUUUUAGGAAGUAUGAGCGCAGCGCACACACACAGCUAAAAGUCGUCUGAUUUAACGGCAUAAUUACACAGUAUUUUGGAGAUCUGUGUUGCUGAAUCUUUUACAAUUGGUUCAAUUAAUAU